UCCACUCGACCCAACAUGAAGAUUAUCCAGUCGGCACAGUUUGUGGACAUCCCUGAGGGCGUCACCGUGACGAUCAAGUCGCGGAACGUUACCGUGACCGGCCCGCGUGGUACCCUCACCCGCCGGUUCAACCACCAGAUGCUCGAGAUGGAGCUUGUGGAGGGCGGCAAGAAGGUGAUGGUUCAGUCGUGGCACUCGAACCGCAAGAAGCUGGCGUGCAUCCGGACGACGGCUUCGCAUGUGCAGAACAUGAUUGUCGGCGUUACCCAGGGCUACCGGUACAAGAUGCGCCUUGUGUACGCUCAUUUCCCCAUCAACACUUCGAUUGUCAAGGACGGCAAGGAGAUCGAGAUCCGCAACUUCCUCGGCGAGAAGCGGACACGUGUGGUUCCGAUGCGCGAGGGCGUCAUCAUCAAGCGUGGUGAGGACGUCAAGGACGAGCUCAUCCUCGAGGGCAACGACGUCGAGAAGGUCUCGCUCACUUGCUCGGACAUCUACGGGUCCACCCUCGUGAAGAACAAGGAUAUCCGCAAGUUCCUUGACGGUGUGUACAAGUCGGAGUCGGGCCCCAUCCCCGUUGACGAGUAAAUCCCCUCUUCUGCGUC
Thecamonas trahens ATCC 50062 is the source of this 605-nucleotide messenger RNA. RefSeq lists its product as uncharacterized. Bases 16 to 588 code for a protein of 190 amino acids. The transcript has 2 exons. Gene Ontology annotation, cellular component: ribosome; cytosolic large ribosomal subunit. The record is from RefSeq and is a predicted model, not a curated record. Gene Ontology annotation, molecular function: structural constituent of ribosome; rRNA binding. Gene Ontology annotation, biological process: cytoplasmic translation. NCBI's taxonomy places the organism in Eukaryota, Apusomonadida, Apusomonadidae.